CACGAACUCCUUACUCCUCUCUCCAUCACCAAAGCCAUCCGCUGCGAUUGACCUUCUCUCCUCCAUCGUACGACCUGCUCUCUCCAUCCGUUGCUACUCUGCUUUUCACACUGGUCUGCUACUGGCUAUCUUCUUCUUUGUUUUGUUGUAUUUCUUCUUUGUGUCCGCUGCGAUUGAACUGCUCUCUCCAUCUGGUACUACUUAUUGCUACUUAUUGUAUUUUAAAGUAGUCUCCCAUAGUCCCAUUGCACAUGUACAUUCCAUCCCCAGCCUGGGAAUGAACAAAGUGCUGCUAGUUUUGUUAUUUGGCUUUUUUAACAAACUUGCCUGGUUUUAAACAUUAUACAUUUUUGAAACAUGUACUUCUAAAGGAAAAUGUCGGGAAUGCAAUCCAAAACUACGGACCCGGCAUGGCAGCAUGGAGAGAAAGUCUCACAAAAUGAUUAUACUCGUGUUCGAUGCAUUUAUUGUGAGAAAGUAACAACUGGAGGCAUAUACCGUCACAAGCAACAUCUUGUCGGUGACUUUCGAUGUGUGAAGGCGUGUGACAAGUGUCCUCAAGAAGUUAGAAUUGCCAUGAAAGAGGUUUUGGAUGCAAAAAAUCAAAGAAAAGAAUCUUUGAAAGAGAACUCUUUAGGUCCUGAUUUUGAUGAUGAUGAUGUUGAGGAGAUUGAAUGUGAAGAUGGUACGAGCAAAACAUCAACAAUAAAAGGCCCAAUGAAUUUGUACUUCAAAAGUGUUUCAAAAGAACAUCAAAAAUUGAAAAGAGCAAGAGGGGUAGAAGUAACUCUAGCAACUUGCAAAAAAGAGUUGAGAGAAAAGGCUGUAACUGCAUUUGCACGAUGGAUGUAUGAAACCGGGUUGCCAUUUAAUUGCGUGAAUUAUAAGACGCUACAAAGUUUCAUUGAUGCUGUGGCACAACACGGGCCAGGCAUGAAGGCUCCUACUUACCAUGAAGUGAGAGUGCCAUAUCUCAAAAAAGAAGUAGAUCAUGUGAAAGAGCUUUUUAAACCACAUGAGGAUAUUUGCAACCAAUAUGGUUGUUCAUUAAUGAUGGAUAAGUGGACUGAUCGAAGAAAUCGGGCGUAUAUCAACGUCCUUGUUAAUUGCUCACUUGGAUCGUAUUUCAUCCAAUCAGUUGAAGUAAGUUUGGACACCGUGAAUGGGGAGAAAAUGCUAGAGCUCUUCGAAAUCUUUGUGAAUAGGGUGGGAAGUGAAAAUGUUGUUCAAGUGAUAUCAGACAAUGCUUCUGAAAAUGUCAAAGCUGGUAAUUAUCUUUUUACACUUCUAUUCUUUAUCUUUAAUAUUUUUUUAAUUAAUUAAAAUUAUAAUAGUCAAUUGUAAUCGCUCAGGUAAGGAUUUAAUGGAGAAGUACCCGGUAAUGUAUUGGACUCCUUGUGCUGCUCAUUGCAUCAAUUUGAUGUUCAAGGAUAUAUUUGACCUUAAGCAUUUCCAGACAACCUACAAAAGAGCUCUCAAGCUGUCGGUCUACAUCCAUUCCAAAACGAAGUUGUUGAACUUGUUUAGAAAAUUCACCGGCAAGAGAGACUUGGUGAAAUUUGCUAAAACACGAUUUGCCACGACUUUCUUGACAUUCAAAAGGUUGAAGGAGCACACGAUGAAGUUGAUAAAACUUUUUAAUUGUGAAGAGUUCCUAACAACUAAUUACUCCAAGGAAGAGGCGGCAAAGGAGUGUGGCCGAAUUGUGCAAAUGCCAUCCUUUUGGAAUACACUUCAUGAGGCACUUAAAGUUGGAGGACCACUUAUGACGACACUUCGGUUGGUUGAUGGAGAUGUCAAACCGGCUAUGGGAUAUGUUUACCCCGCAAUGGAGAUAACAAAAUCAGCAAUAGCCAAAGCCUUCAACAAUGACGAAACGAAGUGCAAGAGAGUGUUUGAGAUAAUUGAUACGAGAUGGACUUCUCAACUCCGUCAACCAUUGCACGCGGCUGCUUUCUUCUUGAAUCCGGAUUUCUUUCGAUUUCCAGGUGAGUCACCGGUGUCUUCUACCAUUAAUUCGGCUGAGGUGGUAGCAGGAUUUUAUGAGUGUUUGGAGAGAUUGGUUCCAAAUGAAGAACUUCAAACGAAAAUCGCAAAUGAAGUGUCAACUUGGGAGCUAGGACAUGGAUUAUUUAGCAGCUCAUUUGCGAAGAGACAACGAGGUGUCAAGCCCCCAGUUGAUUGGUGGACAUCAUUUGGUGCUAGUGCUCCUCAUUUAAAGGAAUUUGCGAUCAAGAUUCUUAGUUUAACAACAAGUGCAUCAGGUUGUGAAAGGAAUUGGAGCGUAUUUGAACAUGUAAGAAUAAUUAUUUAAAUGUAAAUAAGUAAGAUCAUUUUCAUUUUUACUUUAACUGACUAUGCUAACAACAAUAUUUAAAUGCUUAACAGUUACAUUCAAAGAGGAGAAGUCGUCUAGAGUACAAGCGCCUCAAUGAUUUGGUUUUUGUUAAGUACAAUAGGGCAUUGAGGCGUCGGUGGGAAAUGCGUGACUCUAUCGAUCCAAUUUGUUUUGAAUAUAUAGACAUGGCAAAUGAAUGGUUGUCGGGUACUCUUGAUGAUGCAAACGAAGAGUUGGUCUUUGAUGAUGGAGAUACUUUGACAUGGGGGGACGUUGCGAAGUUUUCCGGUGUACAUGAUACACCAUAUUCUCUAAGACGCAAUUCAAAAGGGAAAGAAAAAGUGGGAACUUCCAAGUCCAAGUCCAAGGAAAAAGCCUCCACCAUAGGCUUGUUGAUGAAGAUGAGGAAGAAGAUGAAGAAGAUGUUGGGGUGUAUAAUGAUGAUAGUGAUGACUUCGAUGCUUUGGUUAUGGAUGAAGAAGAAGGGAACAUUCAUGUGGAGGAUGACAUUAUGGAGUGAUAAUACUUCGUAGAGUUGAUUUUAUGACAUUAUUAUGACAUUGUGUGAUGGAUAUUUUCUACCUUUAUGUCGCAUUAUUAGUACUAUUAUGAGUAUUAUGACUA
Cuscuta europaea is the source of this 2962-nucleotide messenger RNA. The record is from the annotation of a GenBank genome assembly. Lineage: Eukaryota; Viridiplantae; Streptophyta; Magnoliopsida; Solanales; Convolvulaceae.